Molecule: messenger RNA, 2397 nt
Organism: Rhinopithecus roxellana (golden snub-nosed monkey)
Lineage: Eukaryota; Metazoa; Chordata; Mammalia; Primates; Cercopithecidae
Gene: STRADA
Product: STE20 related adaptor alpha
Exons: 9
Coding region: 615-1664 (349 amino acids)
Biological process (GO): protein phosphorylation
Molecular function (GO): protein serine/threonine kinase activator activity; protein kinase activity; ATP binding
Source: RefSeq, a predicted model, not a curated record
ACUAGCAGAACGCCAAAAUGCCUUUGCUUUAUUUACAUUUAGAAUCAAAUCUAUCUGACUUUAGAGAAUCAGGUUGGGUAAUGGUCCUUCAUACACGUGUUGCUAUAUUAAAAUUUUUUGCCCCUUUUUGAAAAAAAAUGUUUUCUAGUUCCCACACUCACUGGGAAAUGGCCAACCAUCUCUGUAACUAAAUAAUGAAUUGUUUAUUCACAAAGUAUAAGGAAUUGGCCUUUUCAUACUAACAUUGUGUGUUGAUGCCAAGUAAAUGUAUGACCAGAAUUGUAGCAGUUAAGUUCUAUCCAGUAAAGAAUACCCAUAGAAUAGUAGACUUGCCACCUUUUGAAGAACCAUAGAUCCCUGUUUAAAGCCCCAUCUCUCUGCAGCAUUUUUACUGUGGAUCUGUGUGUGUGUGUUUAUAUGUAGCCCCACAGGCACUUUUUGCUGUAAUGCCUCUUAAGUGGUUUCUAUUAAUAAAUGUAGUCCUAAGUACAAUAAUUGCUGUUCUGAAUGUGGGUGUGCCUUCUGCUAAAACACAAAAUGCCAACAAUCAAUUUCUCUACCCCAGAGCAGCCUCCGGGUGACACUCGGAGAAAAGCAAAGGAUUUGAGGACCUGAUGACUGUGAAUCUAGCAAGGUACAAACCAACGGGAGAGUAUGUGACUGUACGGAGGAUUAACCUAGAAGCUUGUUCCAAUGAGAUGGUAACAUUCUUGCAGGGCGAGCUGCAUGUCUCCAAACUCUUCAACCAUCCUAAUAUUGUGCCAUAUCGAGCCACUUUUAUUGCAGACAAUGAGCUGUGGGUUGUCACAUCAUUCAUGGCAUAUGGUUCUGCAAAGGAUCUCAUCUGUACACACUUCAUGGAUGGCAUGAAUGAGCUGGCGAUCGCUUACAUUCUGCAGGGGGUCCUGAAGGCCCUCGACUACAUCCACCACAUGGGAUAUGUACACAGGAGUGUCAAAGCCAGCCACAUCCUGAUCUCUGUGGAUGGGAAGGUCUACCUGUCUGGUUUGCGCAGCAACCUCAGCAUGAUAAGCCAUGGGCAGCGGCAGCGAGUGGUCCACGAUUUUCCAAAGUACAGCGUCAAGGUUCUGCCGUGGCUCAGCCCCGAGGUCCUCCAGCAGAAUCUCCAGGGUUAUGAUGCCAAGUCUGACAUCUACAGUGUGGGAAUCACAGCCUGUGAACUGGCCAACGGCCACGUCCCCUUUAAGGAUAUGCCUGCCACCCAGAUGCUGCUAGAGAAACUAAACGGCACAGUGCCCUGCCUGUUGGAUACCAGCACCAUCCCUGCCGAGGAGCUGACCAUGAGCCCUUCGCGCUCAGUGGCCAACUCUGGCCUGAGUGACAGCCUGACCACCAGCACCCCACGGCCCUCCAACGGCGACUCGCCUUCCCACCCCUACCACCGAACCUUCUCCCCCUACUUCCACCACUUUGUGGAGCAGUGCCUUCAGCGCAACCCGGAUGCCAGGCCCAGUGCCAGCACCCUCCUGAACCACUCUUUCUUCAAGCAGAUCAAGCGACGUGCCUCAGAGGCUUUGCCUGAAUUGCUUCGUCCUGUCACCCCCAUCACCAAUUUUGAGAGCAGCCAGUCUCAGGACCAUAGUGGAAUCUUUGGCCUGGUAACAAACCUGGAAGAGCUGGAGGUGGAUGAUUGGGAGUUCUGAGCCUCUGCAAACUGUGCGCAUUCUCCAGCCAGGGACGCAGAGGCCCUUCCUGAGGGCUGGCCACAUUCCCGCCCUCCUGGGCAGAUUGGGUAGAAAGGACAUUCUUCCAGGAAAGUUGGCUGCUGACUGAUUGGGAAAGAAAUCCUGGAGAGACACUUCACUGCUCCAAGCCUUUUGGGACACAAGGAAAUCUCAACAACCAGGGAUCAGGAGGGUCCAAAGCCGACAUUCCCAGUCCUGUGAGCUCAGGUGACCUCCUCCACAGAAGGAAGAGAUGCUGCUCUGGCCCUGGGAGCCGAAUUCCAAGCCCAGGGUUUGACUCCUUAACCCCGAGGACCGCCACCUCUUCCCAGUGCUUGCGACCAGCCUCAUUCUAUUUAACUUUGCUCUCAGAUCCUAUAGGUCAGUGAAAGGGCAAGUAGUAAGCUGCCUGCCUCCCUUCCCCCAGACCUCUCUUUCUCAUAAUUCCAGAGAAGGGAAUUCUUUUUAAGCACAGACUAAGACUGGGACAGUCCAUCCUUAUCCCUCUUCUGGCUUGGGCCCUGACACCUAAGUCUUUCCCACGGUUUAUGUGUGUGCCUCAUUCCUUUCCCACCAGGAAUCUAUCUUAGCGCCUCCUGCCAGCUGCCCUGGUGCUUUCUCCAAGGGCCAUCAGUGUCUUGCCUAGCUUGAGGGCUUAAGUCCUUAUGCUGUGUUAGUUUCAUUGUCAGAACAAAUUAAAAUUUCCGGAGAC